AUGAGUUGUGAGCUUGUGAGAAGCCCGGCCCAUUAAUGGCCCAGAACCCGUUCCUCAGUUAUCGGACUAUCCAUUUGUGGUCGUGAUCCGAUAGGAGUGUUUCCAUGCCCGUUAAAACGAAUUCCGAGAUUUCUCCGCUGACGUUGCGCGCCGGAAAAAAUGGCGGCGAUCCCCGCCUGCAAGCUCCCAACCACGAAUCCUAGAUUCGAUCCCAGCUCCGAGCUCCGUGGCCUCAACGCCGCCGGAUCUCGAUCGGUUCGCUUUCAGAGACGCCGUGUCCGAUCGGUGCUUUACGGCAACGGUGACAUCACGUCGUCGUCGACUGGCGAAGCCUUCGUCUCCGUUCCGGAGGUUCCGUCGGUGCCGAUGAUGCUGGGGUCGAUACCGCCGAAGAGGCCGAGGAAGAGUGUUUGCCUAUUUUAUUGUGAGGAGAUGCGGGAGCUCGCUGAACAAGUCGCCCUCGAGAGUGACGCCAUCCAGCUUCGUAGCAUCAAUUGGAGGACAUUUGAAGAUGGCUUUCCCAACCUAUUCAUACCAAAUGCUCAUGGCAUUCGUGGGCAGCAUGUAGCAUUUUUGGCCUCAUUGAGUUCUCCCAAAGUAUUAUUCGAACAGUUCUCUAUUAUUUAUGCAUUACCGAGGUUAUUUAUCUCUUCGUUCACUGUCAUCCUUCCGUUCUUCCCGACCGGGACCUAUGAGCGUAUGGAAGAUGAAGGAGAUGUACCAACAGCACCCAUUCUUGCCCGGUUCUUCUCAAACAUACCACUUUCCAGAGGUGGUCCAACUAGUUUAGUGAUUUUUGAUAUUCAUGCCUUGCAGGAGAGGUUCUACUUUGGGGAUAAUGUCUUACCAUGCUUUGAGAGUGGAAUACCACUGCUCAAGAAUAGGCUUCAAGAGCUUCCGGACUCUGAUAAUAUAUCUAUUGCUUUCCCCGAUGAAGGCUCAUGGAAACGAUUUCACCAGCAACUGCAGCAUUUCCCGGUGAUUAUAUGCACCAAAGUUCGGGAGGGAAACCAAAGGUUUGUCCGUCUCAAAGAAGGAAAUCCCAAUGGUCGACAUGUUGUGAUAGUGGAUGACUUGGUACAAUCAGGCAGCACACUAAUCGAAUGCCAGAAAGUAUUGGCAGCUCGUGGAGCAGCAAAAAUCAGUGCGUAUGUGACCCAUGGAAUCUUCCCAAAUGGGACAUGGGAGCGUUUCCAAUAUGAUAAUGGAGUGGGCCCAGAGAAGGGUUUGAGCUACUUCUGGAUCACCGAUUCCUGCCCUAUCACUGCAGCGCAGGUAAACGAUAGGCCACCAUUUGAGAUUCUCAGUCUGGCCCGACCCAUUGCAGAUGCCGUCCAGAUAUGAUUUUUUCUAUUUGGAACUUGUGUUCAUGUGUAAAGGCCCAUAAAAUAUCUGAGAAG
Dioscorea cayenensis subsp. rotundata (Guinea yam) is the source of this 1400-nucleotide messenger RNA. Its product is annotated as ribose-phosphate pyrophosphokinase 4-like. Gene Ontology annotation, molecular function: ribose phosphate diphosphokinase activity; magnesium ion binding. Gene Ontology annotation, biological process: purine nucleotide biosynthetic process; 5-phosphoribose 1-diphosphate biosynthetic process. NCBI's taxonomy places the organism in Eukaryota, Viridiplantae, Streptophyta, Magnoliopsida, Dioscoreales, Dioscoreaceae. The coding region runs from base 160 to 1344 and encodes 394 amino acids. Gene Ontology annotation, cellular component: ribose phosphate diphosphokinase complex; cytoplasm. The transcript is spliced from 7 exons. The record is from RefSeq and is a predicted model, not a curated record.